This is a messenger RNA of Electrophorus electricus (electric eel), 867 nucleotides long. Its product is annotated as inosine-uridine preferring nucleoside hydrolase. Gene Ontology annotation, molecular function: hydrolase activity, hydrolyzing N-glycosyl compounds. The record is from RefSeq and is a predicted model, not a curated record. NCBI's taxonomy places the organism in Eukaryota, Metazoa, Chordata, Actinopteri, Gymnotiformes, Gymnotidae.
AUGGUUUCUUGUCCCUGGACAGGAGGCACCACGGUGAAGGAACUGCUUGUGGACGCGGACUGCGGGGUUGACGACGCACAAACCGCUAUGAUGGCGCUGGCCGUGCCAAACAUGCAGAUCCUUGGCAUCGCCCGUGUUCAUGGAAACACCACCGUAGAGAACGUCUGCAACGUCCUAUGCGUGCUGCAUGCUUGUGGCCACCUGGAGAUUCCUGUGUUCACAGGGGCAUCGAAAGCACUCUUGGGGAACGCGAUUAACGCCGAACACUUCCAUGGGCAAGACGGGCUUGGUGACGCUCCAGACACGAAUGCAGAUCGAGGCAACACUAUAAUAUGCGGUGAGUUCAAUUUCGCAGUUGAUCCUGAGGAAGCUUACAUAGUACUGAACGACUACCUCUGCCCCACCUACAUUACCAGCUGGGAGUUCACGUGUCGCAGGAAAUUCCCCUGGGCGUUCUGUGAUGACUGGCUGGCUCAGGGUAUGCACAAAGCCGGGUUCAUGAAACUAAUCUUCCAGGACAGCAUCGACGCCUGCUAUGGCGAGAGGGUAGAAAAGGAAUAGGCGGCAGGACAAGGGUUAAUUUCCUGUGAUUCGUGUGCUAUGGCAGCAGCCAUUGAUGAUACGUUUAUCACCGAGAGUGAUCGCAAAGCGGCAGCCGUGGGGCUCUCGGGCACGUACUCCCGGGGAAUGAUGAUCGAAGAUCACCUUGAGAUUCUCAAGAAGACCAAAGCUUACAUUAUGCAAAAAGUGGACUUGGAGAAGUUUAAGAAGCUAAUAAUGGAAUGCUUUGAAGUAAUUAGAGGAAUAUGCACAAUACAUGUCCCUCACACCCUUUUGGUGGCCUUUUUCAUUUUUUUGUCAAUGUUC